GUCGGAUCUCACCCGUUGUUCUUCACUGGUUACUUCCGCCUCGCACCUCUUCGCUUUCUCCCCCGCCGUCGCUGCAGGAGCCUCUCUUGCCUUUCAAUCUCCGACCCGUCGCUCCGCCUUCCCUUUGCGGCCUCUGCGUAGAUAUCCGGUCUAGGGUUGGAGGGAAAGGUAACACUGAAUUAGUGGUUAAGGGCGUUCAUAGGGAGGUGUCGAAAGAGUUCAUUGCGGAGCUAAAGGAUAUCCUGCAAGUAAUUUGGUUCUAGAAGGUUAUGGAUUACUUUGUGGUGGUUGGUGUCUGACACUUGAUUUUGAAGAGCGUUUUUUUCAUGGGAAGCCGCAGAGCAGCUUCCACUGCACUGUGAAUGUUCCUGGUGUUAUCCUCUUCCAUAGGUGGACGAGACUUUGUAUACGUCAUCUCCUCUGGUGCCACUCGUUGUCGUGACAGCGAUGUCACGAGAGAGUUGUCCACGCAAACAUCGGGAUUCACGACAAAUUACCGACCCUUCACUCCCACGUUCAGCCAACUACACUGCAUUUCUAUAUUAUCUCCCUUUCUGCUUCUCCCCAUGAUUCCCAUCCCAAUCCCCUCAAAUGACGUCCUCCGGCCCUCUUUCGCUGCCUCCGCCGCAUGUGGUCGACGACUGCCGCGGCGUCCUCCAAGUGCUCAGUGACGGCACCGUCCUCCGCUCCGCCAACACCAGCUUCCUCGUCCCCGUCGCGGACGACGGCUCCAUCGAGUGGAAGGACGUCCCCUUCUCCCCCGGUCCCGACGCUCCCUGCCUCCGCCUCUAUCGCCCCCGCCGCGCCCCCGGCACCCGCUUCCCCGUCUUCUUCUACUUCCACGGCGGCGGCUUUUGCAUCGGCUCCCGCACCUGGCCCAACUUCCAUAACUACUGUCUCCGCCUCGCCUCCGACCUCGGCGCUUUCAUCGUCUCCCCCGACUACCGUCUGGCCCCCGAGCACCGCCUUCCCGCCGCCAUCGACGAUUCCGUCGCGGCGAUCGAGUGGCUCCGUUCCGGAGAUCCCUGGCUGGCCGAGUCGGCAGACCUUGACCGGGUAUUCGUCUCUGGAGAUUCUGCCGGUGGGAACAUCGCCCACCACAUCGCCCUCAGGUUCGGUUCCCCGGCCAGCCGCGCCGCCCUGGCGCCCGUCCGCCUCCGGGGAUUCGUGCUCCUGAUGCCCUUCUUUGGCGGAUCCAGGCGGACGCGGUCGGAGGCGGAGUGCCCCGACGACGCAUUCCUGAACCGGGGCCUCAACGACCGGUACUGGCGGCUCUCGAUUCCGGCUGGAGCAACACUGGAUCACCCGCUGGUGAAUCCCUUGGGGCCGGAGAGCCUGGAUCUGGAAGCGGCGGAGCUCGAGCCGAUGCUUGUGGUGGUGGGGGAGAGGGAUCUUCUGCGCGACAGGGCGGCGGAGUACGCGGCGAGGCUGAAAGGGUGGAAGAAGCCGGUGGAGCUGGCGGAAUUCGCGGGGCAGCAGCACGGGUUCUUCACGAUCGACCCAAGAUCGGAGGCGUCGGACGAGCUGAUGAGGCGCAUCAAGCGGUUCAUGGAGGAGAACGAGGGCUACGCCUAAGCAAGCUGAGCCCGGUUUGGUUCGAUUUGAUUUUUAGUCGGUCAGUAAGAACCAAGUUCAAAUAAAAAAUUUGAAUCGCGAUCCAGGUUUGCUCAAAUAUGAAUUAUGCUCGUGGUAUCGUGUUAUCAAUUA
Zingiber officinale is the source of this 1707-nucleotide messenger RNA. RefSeq names its product probable carboxylesterase 15. The record is from RefSeq and is a predicted model, not a curated record. The transcript is spliced from 3 exons. The coding region runs from base 592 to 1575 and encodes 327 amino acids. Gene Ontology annotation, molecular function: hydrolase activity. Lineage: Eukaryota; Viridiplantae; Streptophyta; Magnoliopsida; Zingiberales; Zingiberaceae.